This is a messenger RNA of Callithrix jacchus (white-tufted-ear marmoset), 960 nucleotides long. NCBI's taxonomy places the organism in Eukaryota, Metazoa, Chordata, Mammalia, Primates, Cebidae. The record is from RefSeq and is a predicted model, not a curated record.
CGCAGAGGCCGAGGACACCGCAGCAGAGGCGCAGCUGGGGGGGCGAGGCGGUCGGCGCUCCUGGAAACCCGUGCGCGCUCGCGCCACUGGGCCCAGAGUGAUGAUGGUCGCGCCCUGGACGCGGUUCUACUCCAAAAGCUGCUGCCUGUGCUGCCGUGUCUGCUUUGGCACCACCCAGCUCGGUGUCUGGUACGCGAUCAUCAAUACUAUGGUACUGUUGCUUUUACUGAGUGCCCCGGCUGAUCCGGAUCAGGAUCACUUUCCGAGUUCUGAAGUGGGAGGUGACUUUGAGUUCACGGAUGAUGCCACCAUGUGCAUUGCCAUUGCGAUUUCUCUCCUCAUGAUCCUGAUAUGUGCUAUGACUAAUUACGGAGCAUACAAGCAACACGCAGCCCGGAUCGUCCCAUUCCUCUGUUACAAGAUCUUUGAUUUUGCUGUGAACUCCUUGGCUGCAAUCGCUGUGCUUGUUUAUCCAAACUCCAUUCAGGAAUACAUAGGACAACUGCGUGCUAAUUUUCCCUGCAGAGAUGAUGUCACGUCAGUGAAUCCUACCUGUUUGGUCUUCAUUAUUCUUCUAUUUAUUAGCAUUAUCCUGACUUUUAAGGGUUACUUGGUUAGCUGUGUUUGGAACUGCUACCUUUACAUCAAUGGCAGGAACUCCUCAGAUGUCCUGGUUUAUGUCACCAGCAAUGACACUACAGUGCUGCUACCCCCGUAUGAUGAUGCCACUGCCAAUGGCGCUGCCAAGGAACCUCCGCCACCCUACGCUCUGCCUAAGCCUUCGAGUGGGCGGGGCUGAGAGCAGCAGGCUGACUUUUCAGACAUCUGAGGAAUAGUUCUGUUAUUUCACUUUUGAGCUGAGCUCCCUGAGCUUGUUUGUUGCUGAAAUCUACUUUUUAAAAUUUAGACGUUAGGUUGAAAGCUGCAGUUUUCAGCAUAUGCUUUGCUAGAGCACUGUGA